Molecule: messenger RNA, 710 nt
Organism: Lacerta agilis (Sand lizard)
Lineage: Eukaryota; Metazoa; Chordata; Lepidosauria; Squamata; Lacertidae
Gene: TSEN15
Product: tRNA splicing endonuclease subunit 15
Exons: 4
Coding region: 36-542 (168 amino acids)
Biological process (GO): tRNA splicing, via endonucleolytic cleavage and ligation
Molecular function (GO): nucleic acid binding
Source: RefSeq, a predicted model, not a curated record
GCGCGGAACGAAGCCGCGGGGCACGCGGAGAGGCCAUGGAGGGCGCCGCCGGCUGCUCCGCGCAGUCCCGUCCGGAGGAGGAGGAGGAGGGCGCCAGGCGGGCGGAUCACCCUGCGCUCACAGGGAUGAUGUCAUUGGAUGUAGCUGACAGCAGUUGUGUGCAUGCUGCUUUCUUAGUUUACUUAGACCUCUUAGAAGCUAGGAACUGGCAUGAGGUGUCCUACAUUGGCCUUGCGGAAUUCCAGCUUGUGUGUCUCUGCGGACGAGAGAGAGAAGCGGAUGGUUUACAAGUGGUGGUGCCAACUCCUGUCCACGUGUCAAUUAGCCAUGAGAGGUUGAGACACAUCAUGAAGAGAUCAUAUACUCUGAAGGAUGAACCUGAUUCUCCGCUCUCUAUCACACUGGCCAUAGUUGAAUCAGACUCCACAAUAGUCUACUAUAAACUGACACAUGGUUUUGUAACCCCAGACCCUCCUGACGAUACUGAAUACGUGGAUAAUAAGCAGUGGAGGAAGAAAAGAAAGAGGUUUAUGAGACGAUAGGAAAAUAGACUACUGUGUUAGCUCUGGACUACGUCAAAUCUCUAAACCAAUCUGGAACUGUGUAUGUGAAUUAAAAGGUGCAAUUGGGAGCUGAACAUCUGCUUUGAAAAUCCUUAAUAAGGUCUGAGAAUUGUAAUAAAUGGGAACAUCAAAGAUGCCAUGGACCAA